Molecule: messenger RNA, 2652 nt
Organism: Pseudophryne corroboree (corroboree frog)
Lineage: Eukaryota; Metazoa; Chordata; Amphibia; Anura; Myobatrachidae
Product: alpha-2Db adrenergic receptor-like
Exons: 1
Coding region: 585-1862 (425 amino acids)
Biological process (GO): adenylate cyclase-activating adrenergic receptor signaling pathway
Cellular component (GO): plasma membrane
Molecular function (GO): alpha2-adrenergic receptor activity; epinephrine binding
Source: RefSeq, a predicted model, not a curated record
UGCACAGUGCAUGCUUCUUGUAUACUUACAAUGCCUGCUAGUUACGAGACCUGCAGAACUAGUGGAGAGGAGAAGAUCCCACCCGGACUGGGGAGAAUCCUGUGCCCGGACUGCGUGCUGCUGCUGCUGCUGCAGAAGGAAGGAGGAUCCUGUGCUAGGUGCUGAGACCACAAAGCAGUGAGAUGAGGGCACUGUAGAACUGUUCCACCCUUACCCCUGGCACCUAAGUGAGGGAAAUGUACCCAGUCUGCAGCCAAGUAGGACAGGCAAACAGUAAACAGCCACAUGAAGAAUAGCAGCACUGACUGACACAUGCAGCAUACUUGGAGUGUGUACAUUCAGGAGAAGAGUGCUGGGAUCAGUGCUGAAGGAAUGCAUUGUCUGGGUCUCUGGAAUGCUGGAGGUCUUCUGAUGGGGGUUAUCUGUGUAUAGACGCUGAAAGAAAUGAGGUGAGAGAUUGUACUUCUGACAUCUCUGCUUUGUGCCUCACAGUCCCCAUACUUUGGCUGCUGACUCUGACAACAUGUGUCAGUACAAUUAUAGGUACAUGUUCAGUAAUACAUGAACUGUCACUACUAUAAUGCAUGGAGGAUCUGCUGGACAAUGACUUCAUUAAUGGUGACUUCAGCUAUCUUUAUCAUGUGACUAAGAUGGAGUUUACAACUUUAACAUCUUCUGGCAUCUACAACAAGUCUGGAAACAGCAGCCAGCAAGAGCUGGGGAGCUGGCCCUAUGCAGCAUGGGAGAGUGCCCUAAUUAUUAUUGCAGUGGGGUCCAUCAUUCUGUCCACAGUCAUUGGCAACAUUCUAGUGGUUUUAGCAAUAUUCACUAGUCGGGCUCUGAGGGCCCCACAGAACUUGUUCCUUGUGUCCCUGGCAUCAGCAGACAUUCUUGUGGGAGCUUUGAUCAUUCCUUUCUCCUUGGCCAAAGAAGUCAUGGGUUACUGGGCCUUUGGGAAUAUUUGGUGCAGCAUGUACCUCGCUUUAGACAUUCUCUUCUGCACCUCGUCUAUUGUUCACUUGUGCGCCAUCAGCAUGGACCGUUUCUGGUCUGUUACCAAAGCAGUACGGUACAACAUGAGGCGCACACCUAAGAGGAUAAAGAGCAUGAUUGCAGUCAUUUGGGUGGUGUCUGCCAUCAUCUGUUUCCCACCACUGCUAAAAACAAGUUCUCAUGAAGAAUGGAAGUGUAACCUAAACGAUGACACCUGGUAUGUCUUGUUUUCGUGCACUGUAUCCUUCUUUCUUCCUUGCAUUAUUAUGAUACUGCUAUAUUGUCGCAUCUACCGUGUAGCCAAGCAUCGAGCCUCUACAGUGUCCAAUCUCAGAAAUGCGCUUUCUGACUGUGGCAGUCUCCAGCAAGGCGCAUGUUGUCACCAGGAGUGCUUAGCCCAGGGUAACCUACCCAACGACCAUGAUGCAGAGGCAAUGGACAUGGAGGAGAGCUCAUCUUCAAUCCACAAGAUACCACCAGAUUCAGCAUACGAGAAAACAGGUGAUGGGACCAACAAUGCUAAAGGUAAAAGACUGUCUUGGACCAUAAACCGGGGCCAGCAACGCAGAGACAGGUUAGUCUCAGUCUCUCAGACCCGCCUGACACAGCUGAGGGAGAAGAGGCUAACCUUUGUGCUAGCUGUGGUGAUAGGUGGCUUUGUCAUCUGCUGGUUCCCAUUUUUCUUCACCUACAGCCUGGAGUCUGUAUGUAAGGGCAGGUGUGGCAUUUCUGAUGCUCUCUUUAACUUUUUCUUCUGGAUUGGAUAUUGCAAUAGCAGCCUGAACCCUGUCAUAUAUACUGUCUUUAACCGGGAUUUCCGGAAAGCGUUCAGGAGACUCCUUGUACGCACUUCAAAAAGGACCAUGUAAGAAACAAUGGGCAAAUAGGAAUAUAGCAAUUCACAGCAUAUGUAAAUGGUGCUGCACGCUGUCAUUUCCCUGUCCUAUACUAUUCUGCAACAGGGAAGUGUCCAGUCUCCUUUUACAGCUGGCAUUCUUGGCAUGGGCCAGUGCUUGCUAAGUACCUGAAGUGAUUACUUCCUACGGGAUCGGUAUGAAAUACCUCCAAUCAAAACCCAGACGGUCGAAAUCCCGACAGCAAUUGACCGAUGGUCAAAAUCCCGACAUGGACAAAACACCGACAUGUAAAAUGCCGACAGGUAAAAAUACCGACAUGCAUUUUUAAUUGUUUUUGUGUGUAUGUCGACAUAGGUUGACAUGGACACCAUAUAAGUGUACCGCGUCCCCUCGAAUGGCUCGCUGCGCUCGCCAUGCUUCGGGCACACUAUUAUAUUCCCCCUCCAGGUCCACUGGGAUGGUAAAGUAUGAACAAGUCGGUUUCAAUGAAAAAAAUCAUGAAAAAAUCAUGUCGGCAUUUUGACCUGUCGGCAUUUUACAUGUCGGUAUUUUAAAUGUCGGUAUUUUGUCCAUGUCAGGAUUUUCACCUUGUCAGGAUUUUGACCAUCGGUCAAUUGCUGUCUGGAUUUUGAUUGGAGGUAAAUUGACUGCAACCCCUUCCUACCUAGAUGCUGAUUAGAACUUGUCUGUCCACCUAGCACCCACUAGAGAGUAGGGUGGAAGAUUUCACCUUUGUAAUUGUGGUAAUGGAGAGUCAGAUGUCAUUGUCCCAUUCAGUAAUAAAUAUCUGUAUUUCACAAAA